AUGCGCAGGGGGGCAAGCAGCUCCCUGGGCAGUCCCUCCAGGGCCACAGGGUACCCCCACUGGGGGCCCGGCUCCGAGGGGCAGCCUGGCUAUGCCCCUCUGACCACGCUCUUGUAUCGCUCCGUUUCGUACUCGCCCUGGUUGGAUCGCAUCAUCUUCCGGCGGAUCUUGAGCUGCUCGGCGCGGUUCUUGUCCACUUGCCCUUCUGUUUUCUGCGUGAGCCUCGACCCCAAGACCAACACGCUGGCAGUGACAGGCGGGGAGGACGACAAGGCCUUCGUGUGGCGCCUGAGUGACGGAGAGCUCCUGUUUGAAUGCUCAGGACACAAGGACUCGGUCACCUGUGCUGGCUUCAGUCAUGACUCCGUGUUUGUGGCCACGGGCGACAUGUCCGGCCUCAUCAAAGUGUGGCGAGUGGAUUCCAAGGAAGAAGUGUGGUCCUUUGAAGUGGGGGACUUGGAGUGGAUGGAGUGGCAUCCUCAGGCCCAUGUCCUUCUGGCGGGCACAGCUGACGGCAACUCCUGGAUGUGGAAGAUCCCCAGCGGGGACUGCAAAACCUUCCAGGGCCCCUCGUGCCCAGCCACGUGUGGCAGGAUCCUGCCUGACGGGAAGAGAGCAGUGGUGGGAUAUGAAGAUGGGACGAUGCGCAUCUGGGACCUGAAGCAGGGAACCUCGCUGCAUGUCCUGAAAGGCCAAGACGGCCACCAGGACCCCCUGACGUGCGUGGCCAGCAACCAGGAUGGCAGUUUGAUCCUGACGGGCUCUGUGGACUGUCACGCCAAACUGAUCAACUCUGCCACGGGCAAGGUUGUGUGUGUGUUCAAGGUGGACAGUGUCACCCCCAAGACGCCCGCUGGCGAGGGCGAGGAGCCCGAGUCCAAUUCUGUGGAGUCACUGGGAUUCUGCAACGUGAUGCCGCUGGCUGCUGUGGGCUACCUUGACGGCACCCUGGCAAUCUACGACCUCACCACGCAGAGUCUGAGACAUAAAUGCCAACACGAGUCGGGGAUUGUGCAGCUGCUGUGGGAGGAGAGCUCGGCCGUGGUCUACACGUGCAGCCUGGACGGGGCCGUGCGCCUCUGGGACGCCCGCUCGGGGAAGAUGAUCAGCGAGUACCGGGGGCACGCGGCCGAAAUCCUGGACUUUGCCGUCAACAAGGAUGCCUCCAUCGUGGUGACGACCUCCGGAGACCACCAAGCCAAGGUGUUCUGCGUGCAGCGCCCGGACCGCUAGGGCCCUGCGGCCCUGCCCGGGGCUCUUGUACAGCGGGACGGGGACAGGGGCCUCCCCCCUUCCCCAGCGUGUGCUUUGUAAUUUUCCAGCCUGCCCCCUCUGCCCUUGCUCUGGGGUGGGGGG
Molecule: messenger RNA, 1356 nt
Organism: Tinamus guttatus (white-throated tinamou)
Lineage: Eukaryota; Metazoa; Chordata; Aves; Tinamiformes; Tinamidae
Source: RefSeq, a predicted model, not a curated record